CUAAUCGGUUUAGGGGAGGAUCCACAACUCAAGCUGUGUGCAUGAAGUUAAACAGUCCAACACUUAACUCUUCUGUUAGCGCCCAGUCUCCAACAAGCAGCACAAAAUUCAUUAAAGAACGUAAAGUAAACUUUACUAAUUCUGUAAAUACUCACUUUGGGGAGUGUUGUCUGUGGCAGCGGAUAGAUCUUCUCUUGAAAUGAAAGCGGGCGUGCUACACUGUGGAUGCCAUAAAUGUUCCUCUGUGCCUGCGAGGAAGCGGGUCCGAAAGCAGGUCUCGUCUCUGGGCCUCCUGUCUCUACCUGAGGAGGUGCUGCUUUGUGUCCUCCAGUGUCUCUCAGCUGAAGACCUGCUCGCCGUCAGAGCUGUGCACUCUCAUCUCCGUAAUAUCAUCGACAACAACUCGAGUGUUUGGGCACGGGUCAGCUUCAAGGACCGCUGGCCAGCCCCGGACACUGUCUGGCUCUUUGAGAGGGCUGCAGAGAAAGGAAAUUUUGAGGCUGCAGUAAAACUAGGAAUUGCGUAUUUGUACAAUGAAGGACCGUCACUCAGCGAUGAGGGCCGGGCCGAUCUCUGUGGCAGGAUGGCUGCAAAAUUCUUCACCCUGGCCGAGCGUGUGCGCUCGCCGCUGGCCGAUCCCUUCAUCUGGCUCUUUAUCCGGCCGCCAUGGUCUCCCUCUGGAAGCUGCUGCAAGGCUGUGGUGUAUGAGCAUCUCAAAGCAGAGUGUGAGAGCAACUUGGAGAGGAGAGGAGCGCUACUGCAUUGCCUGGCUAGAGUCCUUGAGCUGUCUGAUGAUGAGGAGACGCGCUCGGGAGCUCUUGCUGUUUUGGACGAGUCGUCGUGCUGCGGCAGCGUGCAGAGCUCGUACCUCCUGUGGGAGAAAAAUCGCCACAUGGCUAUGACCGACCCUGGCAGAUAUCUGCAGUGUGUGCGCGUUCUCCGGGAUUAUGCUGCUAAGGGCUGCUGGGAAGCUCAGUUGUCUUUAGCAAAGUCAUGUGCCAGCGGCAAUCCUCUGGGUUUGGAGCCGCGGGCCUGUGCUGACCUGGUGGCUCAAUUCUUUCUUUCCUGUCCAUCACCACCACGACGCUCUGACAGCCCACACAAAGAGGGCAUCAAUGACACCAUGAGGUACAUCCUGGUGGACUGGUUGGUGGAGGUAGCCACCAUGAAGGAUUUCUCCAGCCUGGCACUGCAUGUGACUGUGGGCUGUGUGGACCGCUACCUGGCCCGACGCUCCGUGCCUAAGGCUAGGUUACAGCUUCUGGGUAUUGCCUGCAUGGUCAUCUGCACACGGUAUAUCAGUAAAGAAAUUCUGACCAUUCGAGAGGCUGUGUGGCUCACUGAUAACACGUAUCAGUACGAGGACCUGGUCAGGAUGAUGGGGGAGGUCAUCUCUGUGCUGGAGGGGAAGAUCCGAACUCCCACUCUGCUGGACUACGGUGAGGUACUGCAGUCUCUACUGCCCAUGCAGCGCCGCACUGCUCAUCUCUUCAGCUACAUCUGUGAGCUGUCUCUGCUCUUCUCCCCUCUCACGGCGCCUGGUCCUGCUCGCCUCGCCAGUGCCACCCUGCUGCUCACCCGAGCACUGCACAACUACACUCCUGUAUGGCCGAGUCUGCUGGUGGAGAGCACAGGUUUUACUGAGCAAGACCUGGUGCCCUGUGCUUUGCUGAUCUACAUUAAGUGCUUCAGCCAGGAUGUGCCAAAAGAUUACAGACAAGUGUCCUUAACUGGUGUUAAGCAGAGAUUUGAAAGUGACUUCUACCAACAUAUAAGCAAAGACACAGUAAUGGACUUUAAGGAACUGUGCCAGGUGCUGGAGGUUCCAGAGGUGGAGCCCCAAAUUGAGCAUCCUAGUGCUAACAGUCAGUCAGCAGACAUCCACACAUUCCUGUCCUCUCCAUCCAGCAACAGCAAGAGGAGGGAGGAUAGCAUGCAUAGCCAUCGAGGCAGCUUUGUGGCCACACCCACAGCUGAGCUGUCCAAUCAAGAGGAAACCCUUGUGUGUGACAUGCUAGACUGGAGCCUUGAUGCUUCCUGCUCAGGCUAUGAGGGAGAUCAGGAGAGUGAUGGAGAGAAAGAGUGUGAAGUCUCUGUCUUCUCAGUCCAGCUACCUCUGUGUGUGCAGUCUGCUGAUGUACGGCUGCACUGCGGUGCUCUUUCUAGCGAUGAGGACAUGGGUGAGCCUGCUGCCUCCUGCUCUUCCUUUUCCUCCAAACGCCCGCUCCGCAUCAAUCUCCACAGCUCUGGAUACUCUUCUGUCCAGAGCAGCAGUCCUUCCACUGCCUCUUCUUCCUCCCAGGUGCCCUGCCAUCUCUCCCCAGUCAGCCUGGCACCAGCAUCAGUGCCCGCCUCACCCGGCUUCCGUCUGCUGGUGCCCAUGCAGAGACCCUGUGGCUCCACCCACCGGCAGGUGAAGAGGAAGAACACGGCAGCCCACAGUGGCGGAGAGAUGGAGCUGGAAAGGGGAAAUGGUGAGAUCUCUGCGGAUGAACAGGCUUUCCUUAGCUUGUGACUGAACAGUUGGCUCCAGCAGCCAUGUCUGAGGUUAAGGGUGCCACUGUAACCUCCGUGCCUCUGAGAAGCAAUCAAAUGGCAGCUUUUCAAAUCCUGUACAACUUGUCCACUAUGAGCUUUUAAGGAAUCUUCAAAACCUACAAUGCUAACAAUCAAUAAGAGUUCACUGGGGACCAGUUAGCAUUAUGUAAAUAAAAGUUUACUACCUGGCCUAAGCAGCUUUCAUUCAUUGUUAGCUGUUUGUAUACUUGGAUGGAGUGUCCCAUUAAGACAAAGGGAUAGAGAGGAAGAACAACGCUGAUGGUCCUGCUUGGGUCCUGUCUGUUUCACCUUGUGUUGUGUUGAAUUACAUGUAGAAGACUUUGGGAACACCUCCUCUACAGGGUCACUUGCCGAUUCAUUUCCCAACAAUUAAACCACUGGAAUUCUUGAAAAAGGUCUGCUUGUGAACCUGUGUGUCUCUGUGAGACCUGAGCCAAAUGAACAGACUAUUACAACAACCUCACGUUUCAGCCACCAGAGAAAAUCAAAGACUAUCUCAGAAUUUACAUUCAUAUGGUUACAUUUAUAUAUAUAUUUUUUUUACUGGACAGAAAGACUUUAAAUAUCCAGGUACUGAGAGCUGUCAAAAUACAACUGUUUCACUGAACUCUCUUCAGGGCACUGACGUAUUUGUUUCUUUGGACUGCUGUUAUGUGGAAGAGUAAAUUAUACUUUACAUGUUUUUGUAUGUAUAUGUGCUAUGUGCCUUUUCCAUCAUUCUAAUGAUUUGUGUCUUGUGCCAUGUUCUGAUGCCAAAGGUGUUAUUAUUUUCAAGUGUGGUCAAGUUAUUAUACUUGUACUGUAACAUUUCAUACAGCAUACAUACUGCAAACGGUGCUGAAUGUGAUAGCAUUAUUUCACCUGUGAUAAGUUUUUAACAUUAUGGGAUAACACAGAAACUGUGUUGCAACAGUUUUAAUGCACAAUAUCGGACAUGUCGUUUCUUCAUAACCUCAAAUGAAGCAAAGCACUUUUUAUUUUACAACACUGGACAAGCAGUGUUCCUAAACAGCUGUGUAUGUCUUUAGUGAAAAAUCAAUUACAUGUAUGUGUUAUUCAGUGCUCUACAAUAGAAAUGUUCCUGCAUUUCCAAAACAUCACAACCCAUGAAAUGAUUCUUAAUGCAUCUUUUCAGUACUGUAACUUCAUUAGAUUUUUUUUUGUAACUGUAACUGAUUUUCAUACCUAUGUAUAUGUAUGAAGCUGUGAAAAACCACUACUUGAAACCUAUAGAUCCAUAGAUGUUUGAGAAGUGUUUUCAAAAACAAUAAAAUAAUGCUGCAGUAAGACUUUUUUUCCAUCUGAUUUCAGUAGAAAAUAUUUCCUGCAGACUGAAUAGCAAUAAGCCACAUUUAUAUGUAGUUUCAUAUCUGAUUAAAGGAUAUGAAAAUCAGGUUAGAUUGUACAUGCUUUUUUUUUCCAUUUUGUGCACAGCACUUCUCAAGAAUUUGCAUUAAGAACAACGUGGACAAAACCAGCAGGAAGGCAGGUCAAAGGAAGGUCACAGACUGUAUAUUACAUGU
This is a messenger RNA of Pangasianodon hypophthalmus (striped catfish), 4082 nucleotides long. RefSeq names its product cyclin F (gene ccnf). Gene Ontology annotation, biological process: mitotic cell cycle phase transition; regulation of cyclin-dependent protein serine/threonine kinase activity. Gene Ontology annotation, cellular component: cyclin-dependent protein kinase holoenzyme complex; nucleus; cytoplasm. Bases 200 to 2515 code for a protein of 771 amino acids. The record is from RefSeq and is a predicted model, not a curated record. The transcript has 17 exons. Gene Ontology annotation, molecular function: cyclin-dependent protein serine/threonine kinase regulator activity; protein binding. NCBI's taxonomy places the organism in Eukaryota, Metazoa, Chordata, Actinopteri, Siluriformes, Pangasiidae.